UCCAAACAAGCAUACCAUGAUUGCCGCUCACAGCAUCAUGUAUCAUGGAAACUGCCACUGCGGUCGUUAUCGUUUUCAUGUCUCAACGCCAGAGAUAACAUCAGCAAUAUCUUGUUCCUGUAGCCUAUGUGCGAAGAAAGGAUACUUGUGGCUGAGUCCGGCGGAAGGAUCAUUCACAGUUGUGAGAGAUGAAGGCUACCUUGUAGAGUACCAAACAUCUACGUUAAAAGAUAAAUUCUGUAACUACUGCGGAAGCGGAGUCGUGGGCGAGCAUCUGACGGGUCCGCUCCGAGGCAGAUUUUUGAUCAACAUUCGAACUUUGACAGAUCCAUAUGUUAACCCAUUCAAGCUUGAGUCAGAUCAGCGAUAUCCGUAAUCGAGGCUGAAGGCGAUACACGAUCGAUCGAACCUCUUUCGCAACAACCCAACGAGCCAGCUAUAAAAAGCUUGUUCUCGUGUCAUUGUGGUGAUGUCCGAGCUACUUUAUUGGGCUCAAUAGAAGAUGAAGAAUUGAAAGAGGAUAACUGCAGUAAAUGUGUGAGGAUGGCGUACAUCGGAAUUUACCCGAAUAAAGAAAAUGUGAGAAUUUACGGCCGAGAUCGAGUCUUCGAAUAUCUCACAGGUGGAAAAUUCACUGGGUCUACGUUCUGCAAAACUUGCGGCGUUCAUGUUUUUAGCAACAUUUAUGGCCCUCCCAUAAGCAUCUUUGACAAACUUCCAGCGGAGAGGAAAGAGAGGGCCUUGUCAGUGUAUUACAAGAAUAUGGCAAUGCAGCCUCUAAAUUUGCGGGCGAUAGAGGACGUGAAAUUAGACACUCUUCGCCCGCUGAUCAAGAGGGAAGAUGAAGGAACAGAUGGGUAUGGGCUUGAUCCCUGAUUGUUAAGAUCCUGCAGAUUGAUGUUUUCUGUUCCAAAUUUAAGCACAUAUACUAAUAGUAACGAAAUGCC
Trichoderma virens Gv29-8 is the source of this 947-nucleotide messenger RNA. RefSeq lists its product as uncharacterized. Bases 17 to 376 code for a protein of 119 amino acids. The transcript is spliced from 4 exons. Gene Ontology annotation, molecular function: carbon-sulfur lyase activity. The record is from RefSeq and is a predicted model, not a curated record. Lineage: Eukaryota; Fungi; Ascomycota; Sordariomycetes; Hypocreales; Hypocreaceae.